AUGCGCGCCUCUUGCGGCUUGCUAAAUAGACCUGCUCGAGGUUAUGGUUGUCGCAGUCAACCCCUUUGCUUUCUUGUUGGCCUCGUUUGUGUUUCUUCUCUGUUGCCCCAAAUCUUCGACCUUCCCCUCUUCUAUUGCGCCAUUUGUCCAUAUUCGCAUCCUUCUGUCAUGGCAGCAGAUCUCUUGCAAAACUCUCCACCUUUGAGCAGACGGUCGAGCAGCAGCUUCGCUUCAUCAUCUACUCCAACCUAUACCUCUUCCCAAGAUGUCUCCGACCUCGACUUCCACCUUUGCUUUGGCGACUCAGCUCACCCCCAACUUGAUGUCGCACCAGUAUCUCCCACAUACUCAUUUCCCGAGACUCCCGUCACACCGUUGCAACCGACGUUCUUCACGGCGUUGGAUAUCCGGACCACUCUCCCAAUCCAAUUCAGUUCCGAGUAUUCGCCUUCCGCGAGCUCCUCUAGUUCAGGCUUCUCUACAUCCGGCUCGGCAAGCUACUCGUACGGCUCAUUCGAGUCCUCAUCAAGCUCUCCAUCGUCUUCCUCGCCGUACUCGUCCGCGAGCUCACCCAUCUACCUCUCUGAUGAUUACGACGAGAAGAUCCCGCUGUCACCGGCAUCUCCAGACCUCCUUUCUCCCGGCGCUAAAGACCUGCUACCCGAGUUUGUACUCGGUGGAACGCUCGCUGUGGAGUUGGUCCUGAGGUUCAUCGUCCCAGCGGACGCUUUCCCGCUGUCAGCCGCGGCGCCGUCCCAGCAUCGCGUAUCAUUCCCGCCCAUCUCUCGCGCGAGAGGUACCUCGCACCGCCUUCGCCUUCGGAUCGAGCACGUCAUCCGCUUUUGCGCGCGCUGGCAGAUGUUGCAUCUACAGCAGCCGCCCAAUGAAGUCUCCAACCAGAUCAUCGCAUCGCCGUUGCAACAGAGUAUUGAUGGACUGGCAUCGCCUUCACACUUGGACAUCGUCCCGCAGUUGAUGCGUUCCGAGGAUAUAUCUAUCGCUGUCGAGGGCUCUGUUUCCUCAAUCAACACGACCCUUACGAUCCUUUCUCGCUCGACCGGUUCGACGAAUAUGUCCACUAUGACUUCUGAGACGAUGGCCGGCGCCCCGAUGGCAAUGGAGCAGGCUCCUCCGCCCGCCGCGCCUUCCGAAUCUGCACCGCCUCCUGCGUCUGGUCCUCCCGCCUACAUGGACGCCCCGCCAGCGGCCGCACCGAUGGCAGCCCCUCCCGCCGCUAUGGCUCCCGAAGCAGCACCGAUGAUGGCUGAGGCUAUGGACACCGUUCCAGCUAUGGAGAUGGCCGAUGCCAUGACGCCCGAGAAACGCAAGGGCCUCCGCGCGCUCCUACGCAAGAACACGAAGCGCAAGCCUAGCGUCGACGCGACGGGUAUGGCGAUGAUGGCCGACUCUUCCGACGCAGCUUCGAGCAUGAUGAGCUCCACGGACGGCGCGUCCAGCAUGGCCACUUCGAUGACUUCGGAAGGUGAGGGCGCCAUGUUGAUGGCAUCAGCAGCGCCCAUGGGUGUCUCCUUGGAUCGCACUCAGACGGGUUCAAGCUCGGCGUCUUCAAACCUCCUCAAGCGCAUCGGCUCCAAACUCAGCGGCUCUCGCUCUCAGCACUCGCACUCCAACAGCCAGGACGAGAACGCUGCUCGAACCGCUCCAUCCGCCAUCACCGCCGCCCUCGUGAAGCUCUUCCGUCGCAAUGGCAAGAACCCUCAGCGCGCCGAGGACGUUGCCCAGAUGAUAUCUACAAUGGCUGCCACCGCCGCACCCGAGGACGUCCCGAUGCUCACGGAGAUGAUGCAGGCUGUGAUGACGCAGCCGGAAGCGAUGAUGGCGGAGGUACAACAGGCGAUGAUGAUGGAGGCGCAAGCGCAGCCGGCGCCCGCCAUGGCAGCACAGGAACCUAGUAUGGCGCCGCAAGCUCCCGCGAGCGAGGUGGCAAUGGCUCAAGCGCCGGCCGCGCCGCCGAUGGCUAUGGCGGAAGCCGCGCCGCCGAUGGCGAUGAUGCCUCAGGAGCCCGCGGCUAUGAUGGCUCCGACGCAACCAUCUGUGUGGGAUGAACCCGCUCAACCUCUGCGCUCUUUGGCACCAGCACCGAUGGCGGAGACGAUGCAGCCGGAGACUAUGGCGCCUGCUGCACCUAUGAUGAUGGCCGCGUUGCAGCCGGAGACCAUGUCUGCCGACGCUCAGGCGGCCCCCACCAUUCCCCCGAUGUUAUCGCCCUCCGCCGCGUUAGCUUUGGUGUCUGGUGCCGUGCGUCCAUCCUCGCAGGCGACUGUGCAGCCUAUGGCUCAGGAGUCGAUGCAGCCGGCCAUGCAGGAGACUAUGCACUCAGCUAUGCCUGCGUCGAUGCAGCCUUCCAUGGCGAUGCACUCCGAAAUGCAGCCCACGAUGGGCGAGUCGAUGCAGUCCACCAUGGCACCCGAGCCGCAAAUGGACGCUUCCCCUCCCAUGUCCAUCGACGUGAACGCGUCGAUGCAGUCUAUGUCGAUCGAGGACGAAUCAGCCGCGCCUCCCUCGCCGCUGACGCCCAAGAUCCCCGACUCUCCUCCGCCUGUCCACGCAGCACCGCCCGACUUGUGGCAACCCAUGAAGAAGCAGCGCAAGCCGGCGCAUCACCAUCACGCACCUGCGGUCGUAAAGACCGUUCGUGCUCCGCCCGCGCCUACCACUCCUCCGCCUCCUCCACCCGUCAUGGCUCAGUGA
Peniophora sp. CBMAI 1063 is the source of this 2712-nucleotide messenger RNA. Lineage: Eukaryota; Fungi; Basidiomycota; Agaricomycetes; Russulales; Peniophoraceae. The record is from the annotation of a GenBank genome assembly.